AUGAGUUUUUUUAUUUGUGGUUCAAAUGGUAAACGACCAAAUAUUAUUUUUAUUCUAGCUGAUGAUCUGGGUUGGAAUGAUGUCGGUUUUCACGGUUCAUCUCAAAUUCCUACGCCUAAUAUAGAUGCCCUUGCAUAUUCUGGUGUAAUUUUGCAUAACUACUAUGUCCAGCCAUUAUGUACACCAUCCAGAACUGCGUUUAUGACUGGAAAAUAUCCUAUUCGCACAGGUAUGCAACAUGAUGUUCUAUAUGCAGGUGAAGCACGUGGUCUACCGUUAAGUGAACGAUUGUUCCCACAAUAUCUUAAGGAUUUGGGAUACACUAAUCGUAUGCUUGGAAAGUGGCAUUUAGGACAUUACAAAAAGGAGUACACUCCUUUGUACAGGGGUUUCGAUUCUCAUAUAGGAGCAUGGGCAGGACAUCAUGAUUACUACGACCACACCGUUAGCGAAAAUUCCUGGUUCGGAUUAGAUAUGCGCAGAGGUUUGGAAGCUGCAUGGGAUUUGCACGGGCAGUAUACUACCGAUGUAUAUUCCAAAGAAGGUGUAAAAUUAGAAAAUCACAAUUCUUCCGAACCACUAUUUUUAUAUGUAGCUCAUACCGCAGUACAUUCUUCCAAUUCCUACAGUCCUUUACCAGCACCUGAUAAUGUAGUCGAUAGUUUCAACGGCAUCGAAAAUUAUCAAAGGAGAAGAUUUGCAGCGAUUUUAACAAAAAUGGACGAUGCAAUUGGCGAGCUGGUGGAAGCAUUAUCUAAGAAAGACAUGCUGAAAGAUAGUAUAAUUAUCUUCUCAACAGAUAAUGGUGGUGCUCCAGCUGGAUUUAAUUUAAAUGCUGCCUCCAAUUGGCCACUCAGAGGGGUAAAAUACACGUUGUUUGAAGGUGCCGUAAGAGGCGCCGGAUUAAUUUGGUCACCUCUAAUUAAAAAAUCUCAAAGAGUAAGUAAUCAAAGAAUACAUAUCAGUGACUGGAUGCCGACGCUAUUUUCCGCUAUUGGAGCUAAUAUAUCAAUAAAUAAUUUGGAUGGCAUGGAUUUAUGGAAAAGUUUGUCUGAAGAUGCACCGUCGCCAAGAAGUGAGAUUUUAUUAAAUUUGGACGAUAGGUAUAAACAAGCUGCAGUCAUCGAUGGAAGAUAUAAACUAAUGCAAGGAGACAUUUUCAACGGAGGAUGGAAUGGUUGGUAUGGACCGUCUGGGCGCAAUAUUACAUAUAAUAUGGACAAAAUCUUAGCAAGUAAAACUAGAAAGGCUUUGGAGAAACUGGGAUAUGCUCCAACUCCAGAACAAAUUACCUCCUUAAGAAAACAAGCUGAUCUCGAAUGCCCUGAAAUUAAACCAUCAACUGAAUGCAAUUUGAAAAUGGGCCCUUGUGUAUUUGAUCUUGUUGCUGAUCCAUGCGAACAAAAUAACUUAGCUCAAAGUGAACCACAAAUACUAGAAAAAUUACAAGAUUUACUGGCUACCUACAACUCUAGUUUUAUUAUGCCUCCAAGCAACCUACCAAUUGAUCCGAGAUCCAGGCCGAGUCUCUUUGAUCAUACCUGGUCAAACUUUGGCGAUCAUAACAUUACUUUGCCCUUCUUCAACUUUUGCGAAAAUGUUAAAAGACCUCAUAUAAUAUUUAUUUUGGCUGAUGACUUGGGUUGGAAUGACGUUGGAUUUCAUGGUUCAUCUCAAAUUCCGACACCUAACAUAGAUGCCCUUGCCUAUUCUGGAGUGAUUUUGCAAAACUAUUACGUCCAACCAUUAUGUACACCAUCAAGAAGUGCUCUAAUGACUGGAAAAUAUCCAAUUCAUUUAGGAAUGCAGCACAAAGUUAUAGACGCCGGAGAACCACGUGGUCUUCCUUUAGGAGAACGUUUGCUUCCUCAAUAUCUUAAGGAUUUAGGAUACAGUAACCACAUGGUUGGUAAAUGGCAUUUAGGACAUUACAAAAAAGAAUACACUCCUUUAUAUAGGGGAUUUGAUUCACAUCUCGGAAUUUGGUCCGGAUUUCAUGACUAUUAUGAUCAUUCUGUGUAUGAAGAACCUUGGUAUGGUUUGGACAUGAGGAGAGGUAUGGAUGCUGCUUGGGAUUUACACGGUCAAUAUUCAACAGAUGUAUUUUCGGAAGAGGCUGUUAAAAUUGUAGAAGAUCAUAAUACAACUAAUCCUUUAUUUUUAUAUAUGGCCCAUGCUGCAGUUCAUUCUGCAAAUACUUAUAAUCCUUUACCAGCACCUGAUGAAGUGGUUGAUAGUUUUAAAGAAAUUGAAAGUUUCCAGAGGAGAAAGUUUGCAGCAAUAUUAAAGAAAAUGGAUGAUGCUAUCGGAGAUCUAAUUGAUGCCUUGUCACGCAAAAAUAUGCUGAAAGAUAGUUUAAUUGUUUUUUCCACUGACAAUGGAGGAUCUCCUGUGGGAAUAGGUCCAAAUUCAGCAUCCAAUUGGCCUCUUAGAGGGGCUAAAUUUACAUUAUUCGAAGGCGGUGUAAGAGGAGCAGCUGCAAUUUGGUCGCCUCUAAUUAAAAAGUCUCAAAGAAUUAGUAAUCAGAAGAUGCAUAUUAGUGACUGGAUGCCCACAUUAUUAUCAGCAAUUAAGGCAGAUAUUUCUAUAAAAGGCUUGGAUGGAUUAGAUUUAUGGAAGGCGUUAUCUGAAGACAAACCAUCACCAAGGAGUGAAAUUUUACUAAAUAUUGAUGAUAUUUACGGUCAGGCUGCACUGAUUAGCGGAAAAUUUAAGUUGAUAAAAGGAGAUAUAUUUGAUGGAGAAUUGAAUGGUUGGUAUGGACCUUCUGGAAGAAACGAUACUUAUGAUAUUGAGAAAAUGAUUGACAGCAAAGUUGGUAAAGCAAUGAAACGUCUUGGUCAAUCCCCAACAAUUAACAAAAUUAAAAAAUUAAGAUAUAGUGCAGAAGUCAAGUGUUCAGAAACAAAAGCAUCUUCAUCAUGUGAUUUGCAAAAUGGUCCAUGUUUAUUUGAUCUCGUUGCUGAUCCUUGUGAACGCAACAAUUUAGCAAACAGAAAACCAGAGAUCCUAAAUAAACUCUUAAAUUUGCUGGACAAAUACAAUUCCACUAUAGUUCCGCCAGGAAAUUUACCUAAUCAUCCACGAAGCAAUCCUAGUUUAUGGGAUCAUACUUGGACAAAUUUUGGAGAUUUUGAAAAUAAUAAUAUUGAAAGU
Messenger RNA from Ctenocephalides felis (cat flea), 3156 nucleotides. RefSeq lists its product as uncharacterized. NCBI's taxonomy places the organism in Eukaryota, Metazoa, Arthropoda, Insecta, Siphonaptera, Pulicidae. The record is from RefSeq and is a predicted model, not a curated record.